AUGACCAACAGGUGUAUCCUCCAAGCUGCAUUCCUGCUUGGGUUUCUCUCCGUAGCCCUGUCCAUCAACUACGAGGACCUUGAGCGCAGACAAAGCAGCACCAAUUCAGCAUGUCUGGAGCUCCUGGAACAGCUGGAUGAACAGCUCUGCCUUGACCACAGAAUAAACUUCAAGAUCCCUAUGGAGGUGAAGCGCCUAGGGCGGAUGGAGAAGAAAGUCGCCGUCAUCUUCAUCCGAGAGAUGCUCCAGAAUAUCUUCAAUGUCUUCAAAAACGAUUCCUCCAGCACUGGGUGGAAUAGGAAAAUCGUUGAAAGCUUCUUGGGUAUACUCGGUGAUCAGAUAGACUUUCUGAACAAAGUCCUAGCGAAUGAAAGAUGGACAUCGAGCAACUUCCCAACCGUUCUACGUUUGAAGAGCUAUUACGGGAGGGUGCAAAGCUUCCUUGAAGUCAAGGGGCACAGCAGCUGCGCCUGGAUGGUAGUCCGAGCAGAAAUCCUCAAGAACUUUUCCAUCAUCAAAAGACUUACUAAUACAUUCCAGAACUGA
Messenger RNA from Microtus oregoni (creeping vole), 546 nucleotides. It is a transcript of the gene Ifnb1, whose product is annotated as interferon beta 1. Gene Ontology annotation, molecular function: type I interferon receptor binding; cytokine activity. The record is from RefSeq and is a predicted model, not a curated record. Lineage: Eukaryota; Metazoa; Chordata; Mammalia; Rodentia; Cricetidae. Gene Ontology annotation, cellular component: extracellular region. The transcript has a single exon. Gene Ontology annotation, biological process: cytokine-mediated signaling pathway; B cell proliferation; adaptive immune response. The coding region runs from base 1 to 546 and encodes 181 amino acids.